Molecule: messenger RNA, 225 nt
Organism: Balaenoptera ricei (Rice's whale)
Lineage: Eukaryota; Metazoa; Chordata; Mammalia; Artiodactyla; Balaenopteridae
Product: mitochondrial import receptor subunit TOM7 homolog
Exons: 1
Coding region: 1-168 (55 amino acids)
Biological process (GO): protein import into mitochondrial matrix
Cellular component (GO): mitochondrial outer membrane translocase complex
Source: RefSeq, a predicted model, not a curated record
AUGGUAAAGCUGAGCAAAGAGGCCAAGCGGAGGCUGCAGCAGCUUUUCAAGGGAGGCCAGUUUGCCAUCCGCUGGGGCUUUAUUCCUCUCGUGAUUUACCUGGGAUUGAAGAGGGGUGCAGAUCCUGGAAUGCCUGAACCAACUGUUUUGAGCUUACUCUGGGGAUAAAGGAUGAUUUGCUCAUCUGGUUUUGGAAGCAGUCAAUGCAGAGGAACAACAUGGAAG